UCCGGGUACGUUUUUUUUUGCGUUCGAGGCUUGGCCGCAGUAUUUUUUUUGUUCUAACCAAGGAAGUUUUAAAUGUACAAAAUUACGUGUCUAGGGCUCUGUGUCGCAUCGUAAAAAGUCCAAAGACUUUAUCAGCAGAAGUGACGGUUCCAUUUUUGAGAAGCACAAGAGUUCAAUUUUGGACGCCAACUCGUGGCAAUACAAGACAACGCGCUUUUAAAGCGCACCACCAGCCCCCGCCUUCUCCUCCUCGCUGUCAGGCGUUAGCUUCACUGGCUAGCAAGGCUCGCCCCUACCUUAAGGAUCAAAACAAACAAAUGACAGCGGAGCUCAGCUAGCGAGUACAAGACAAGGUGCAGAUAAUAACUUAAAAGUAUUGUUGGAUAUCACUAGGAAAACUGACGGCUGAACCGAUGUUGCGAAAUCGCUAAGUCUUCCGUCGAAGAAUGGCGGACCACCGAGCAACUGCGAUAACAUUGACUUCUCCGUACAAUCGUCGCGUCUUGCUCGCCUUUUCUCGCCCGCUGGAAGCCUCCGUUGCCAUUGAGAGGAUUUAUGGGCUCACAAGUUUCAUCUGAAGAGAUGAGCGUGCGUGCCGGCCAGGGAAGUGAUGAGGUGCUGGUGUCACAGGCUGUGUGGGACUACCUGGCCGCCGCUGGCAGGCCCUGGCUUCUCGACUUCCAGCACAAGCAGGGCAUGACCGCUGGCAUCGUCCGGCGAGGUGAGAGGGGGGGCUGCUGUGCGGUGAGGCUGCAGCCAGUGUCCGGUGCCAGGCGCGCUGGUGUGGCGGACGCUCCCGUUUCCAGCGAGACUCGCAAAGCCUUCAUUGAUCUGUGCCGCUCUGCCCGCAAGGAGAUGAGCAAGCAGGAGGGCGUCCCCAAGAGGAAGAGGGCCCUGCUGCCCUGUGUGGGGGUCCUGGAGCCAAACGGGGAGGGGAACCUGCUUCAACUGCCAACCCAGCCCCAGUCCCGUCGCUCUCAGAGACAGCAGCAGCAGAAGUUCCGCAAGGCUGCAGAAGAAGAGGCCUUCUCCGUGCUCCACGAGGCAGCCCAACGUAAAGACUGUGGAGCAUCGUCCCACGGCGAGGCGGAUGACAAUACAUCUUGCUCCAUCUGCAUGGGGGACAUUGUAGACAAGACUACCCUGGAGAAGUGUGGCCACUCCUUCUGCCGCUGUUGCCUGGAUCAAGCUUUCAAGGUGAAGAGGGCCUGUCCUGUGUGUCGUCUCGUUUACGGCCAGCUGAUCGGUAACCAGCCUGCCAAUGGCACCAUGAUUGUCGAGCGGGAUCCCGCCCUGCAGCUCCCAGGUCAUGAAGGCUACGGGUGUAUCUGCAUCAUUUACAGCUUCCCUCCUGGCUUACAGGCGCCAGAGCAUCCAAACCCGGGUGUGCGAUACCCAGGAACAGACCGUUCGGCCUACCUCCCUGACAGCCCCGAUGGGAACCGUGUGCUAGGCCUGCUGCGCCGGGCCUUUGAGCAGCGCCUUACCUUCACGAUCGGUACCUCCAUGACGACGGGCUUGCAAAAUGUCAUCACAUGGAAUGACAUUCACCACAAGACCUCAAUAUGGGGCGGGCCCCGCUGUUUUGGCUACCCAGACCCCACUUACCUGGUGCGUGUGACAGAGGAGCUGCGAGAGAAAGGCAUCACUGCAGACUGAAAUGAAAACGCUUCAGGAGUGAGGGCGGCGGGUAUGUAAUGGUUAAAGAUGAUUCCAGGUCAGUUUUGGGAAGACAUCCCAUGAAGGCUGGCCGCGGACACUCAGCAGACUGGUGCUGCUGCAGCAGGAUUUAUUUUGGUGUGCUCUCACUCGAGUUGACUUCAGAUCAGUGCUACUUAUUACGUGUGGACGAUGCAAGUGAGCACAGCUCACUUUUCUUUUCAGAUCACUCUGUCAUGAAGACACACUUUUGUUUCAAAUGUUUAUUUCUGCUCUGGGGAUUCCCUCAUUUUUUUUCAAAGCACACAUUUGUGAUCUUGCCUAUGUCUCAAAUUGAGUUCCUACUUUCUCAGAUGAUAGAUUAGCGUUGCUAAAAAUGACUUUUGUAAUCUAAUCUACUUGCAGGCACUUUUUUUGCACCAAUUUUCUUUUCCGAUUUUUGUUUGUUUUGCACAGCAGCUGUCUGUAGUUGCAUGAUGUCAUUAGUUAAGAAAACUGUAAUUUGUUUUCCUUGUGUCCGUCUUGAACUAAAAUAGGGAGUGUUUGAACUCUAAAGAUGUGACUUUUUAGACAUUGGUUACCCACGUUAUCCCAAGAUGUCUGCCAAGCAUCGAGCCCAUAAUACCUUAGUUAUUGUAUUCAUCUAGUGAUAGUUACCAGACUUACGAAGAUGUCAAAAUGAAGGGCAAACAAGCCACUAAACCAAAUCAAAGGCACAAAAGCUCUUCAAAGAAAAUCAAAUCUAUGCCUCGACCCUGUCACACUGGGAGAUUUGCCCGGUGAAGCUCGUUUAAAAUGAGUUUACCGUGGUAAAUGUUUUUCUGGAUCAAUGAUCAGCGGGGAGAAACUUAGGAGCAAAUAUAAUUAAAAUUGUUAUGGUUUGGAUUUUGUUGUGCCUUUUUCUGCUAAUUACUUUGAUAAAAGAUAGAUAAAAGAGCUUGACUUUACUCAUGAAUGGAAGCUCAGUAUGUUGUGGUUGUAUUUCCAUGUUAUGAGGUAAACAUCUAUGUUUGUAGCAAAGGGGCUCUCAUAAUUGAUCAGUAUAUCAAACCUCUGCCAAAGCAGGUUAUGCACAUACAGAUUUGCAAAAUGUUUACCAAUGUUAAGACAAUGACAAGUGGCCUGCUAGAAGCAGCAUGGUGCUACAAGGCACCAUGACUGCCAGAAAAUACAAAAAAGAAGGCACUAAGCUAAUUGUUAGCUUAUGUGGUAACUAUGUGGUGGCUCAAAACUUCUUAUAUUGACUGCACACAGGAAUUUAGAUCAUAAAGAACCAACAGGUUUUACAUAUACAGUUGUCGGUGUGUUAACUGUUAUCCUUGUAGAUAAUACAGCACACACCAGACAUCAGGAUCAGGCAUUAAGUAUAGUAAUCUCUUUUUAAGGCUAAGUUCUGAUGGAUCUGCUAAAAACAGCACUGGCCCGGAUUUAAAGCAAUACUUAAAAGGAGCCCUUUUUGGAAUGAUUUUUGAUCUGUAUAGUUUAUUUGGUAGUUAAUAACAUCAUUAGAAGAGUGACAAAAAUAAUUUUGUAGAAACUUCCAUUGUUUUUGGUCACAAUGCAUUCUGGGCCGUGAUGUAACAUGAUUGUUUUUAGCAGUUGCAGUAAUCUGUUAGCAACGAUAAGCUCCCGUGUUCAGCCUUUUUAAUUCAAACCAAAACGCGGACAAAAACAUGAGGAAAGUAAGGAAGAAGCCCGUGUGAAAAUGGAGAUCACGGACAUGAGGAAGCUAGUGCUUGUCAUUUUCAAACAUGCAUGCAUCUCAGUGGAUGCCUCUGUCGAAUGUGACUUUUGCACAUUUACAGAUUUCAAGUUGCAUAAAUGGCAUUUAGCAUUCGUUUGCUUUGUUGCGAAAUCGAUGCCCGUUGGUUGUCCGUGCAGCUACUGAAGAAGCAUGGUUCAGGUACGUCUUUUAGCACGGUUUUUAUUCUUCACUCGUGGGCAUUCAGGCUCUGGAAGUAUGGUAGGCACUGCAUUUGGUUUAAAAGAGUAAUGUUACAAUUAAUAAAAAAUACAUUAAAAAUUAUAAACAUCAAUAGGCACCUUCGGAUGAGGCCGGUAAACCUUGUCAGUUUCCGUGGUGGCCGUUUUUUUGAGAGAAGACGUGCUUCAAGUUACUGUAAUAUUGUGAGUAAUUUCGACAAAUAAAAUGAAUGAUGGAUCAUCCAACAAAUCAUAGAAAGUGGUAUGGAAAUUACUGCAAUCUCAAUUGUUUAAAUUGAUUUACGACAAUUGACAAACAAAUGACAAAAUGCGUUAAAAUGGUGGCAGUUCAAAACUUUUAUAUCAAAAAGCUUAACAUGGCUUAAUAUCAGAAAACUACAACCUAUCAAAAUUUACAUCCACAUCUCUACAUAAUGCCCACUUAAACCGCUGAAAAUACCAAAACAAUCGCCACGGUAUUUUGGAUCUUUUGGGCAUCAACCUUAAAUUCCCCAUUGAGGUUAACCAUAGAGCUUAACAGAAUGUAGUACGUGUUAACUUAUUAAAAAAUAUGACCAAUCUCAGCCAAAAUGCACAUGUACACCCCACUUAGGCCCACUUCAACCUCUGAAAAUAUUAAAGCAAUCCCCACGUAGUUUGGAUUUUACAUCCAUUAAAACCCCUUAACAUGUAGUGUCCCAAAUAGAACAAGCCUGGGGAUUUACAGGCAUCUUGAGAACAGCAAGAACUGCAAUAACAGAAUUUAUUUUAUUGUCUAUGCAUUCGUCGACCGGUGCCCCAUGUUUGAUUUGUUCGUUUUCCUCCAGCUUCGGCGCAUUUGUUUUCGUCCCAGCCACACAUCUCGCCCCCAGACAUACUAUUGCUCUGUGAUUGGUCCACAGUGGCUUGAGAAAAUCAGCGGGCUUGGGAUUCUUGGGGUUUUGUGAAUUCACAAAUACCACGAUAAGGUUAUGUUAGACAUGUUAGAAAAUGGCGCUCCUAGAGAUUUGAAGAAUGCUCCACAUUUUAAGAUGAAUAAUGAUAUAAUUGUAAUAAUUUUAGAUUUUUUAGAUGAAAAUGACAGGAAUGAUAAUCAAGCGUUUUCUUCAUUAUGGGACAAGCUUGAGUGAGCACCUAUAGAGAGGAAGACAGUUCAAUUUCAGAAUAUUGAGGUGAUUAUGAUAUUUUAGGAAUUGAUGUGGGCAUAGGUAGAGUUGCGCACAUGAAUUUUGAGUUUUGGUGGCAACUGGUUAUAGUUUUGUAACAUUAAGCCAUAUUAAAAACUUUUUUACGCACACAUUAGGCAUGUGGGUUGCAACGCUUACUCAACAAAUCAAGAUGGCGGAUGCGCAGAGAGAGGAGUUGUGGGCGGCACAGUUUUUACAGUGGCUGCUGCUUAUUGUGAUGACUGUUCUGCUCUCUUUCCCUGUUUAGUGGUUUAACCGUCGCUUCUAGCCAGACACACCAGUUCUCAUGCGCUGAGGGCAAUGGAAAACCUCAAAUGCAUCUGGAGUGCACAGCCACGAGUCUUUGGUCAGAUGGACACCCCCAUUGUUUUCUUAACUGUUUCUUAAGGAAAGCAAUGAAAUAACUUCACUUUCUUUAUUCCCUUUUGAUUGAAAAUUACAAUCAAAAGCCACGGAGUGUGGCAUUUUGACUCUUUUUUUGUAUGCUAGAAGUAGUUUGCAAUUGUUUGACUUUGCUCAGCAUAGGGCACCAAUGUGGGGAGCAACCAUACCACGUCAUCAUCCCCAAAUGGGUAUCAAAUUGCAUUUAACAAAUGUAUGCUGUGUAUUAAAUUAUGUAUUAUGUAAACAAAAAGGAUCAUUUCAAUUAAUGAGGAAUUAUGUAUUUCCAUCAACGUGUAGGUAAGUGGUUCUAUUUUGAGAAUUGCUCUGGUCGGGCUUCCUUUUAAAGAAAUUUAUAAUUAUAUACCUGUGGAGUGUGUGUCGUCUUCGCAGCCAAAUUGCAUGCAAAUAUGGCGAUCAAGGCAGCCACUCUUCACUCCCCAAUAUAACAUUAUUGUUAUUUAAAGCAGUACUCGACAAAAUUUAUUAUAUAGCCUAUAGGGUUACCUGUGGAUGAAAUAAGUGACCAACAGUGCACAUAGAAUGGGGCCUUUGAAACCUGUAUUGCAGUGUUAAAAAUAGUAAAGAUGAGUGAUCACUUUCAGUGGAUAAAACUCAAAAUAUUUAAUUUUAUAUACUAAAAGUGCAAGAACGUGUUGAUUUCAGCACAUUUAAUUAUCAAAUUUGUACUGGCCUAAUUGGACCUACACCAGUGAACUGCCGGUGGCGCCACACUUUUGUGGUGGCCCUGGGCCAUCGGGCCCCAGUUAUUGUGUGAUUGGAAUAAGCAGGCAAAUUUAGCCCAGUUAUUGGUAUGUGUGAACCUCGCUCAAGGGGAGUAAACUGCUAGGCUUAGUGAUUCAAUUUGUCAACAUUUCACCUCUGCGUUUUUGUGCUCAUUUCUGUUUUAGGGACCAACCAAUUUUUUGGACACAGGAUUGUAGUUUUGCAAAAGCUACUGUAUAAAUAUUUCUAUGCAUCAUAUGUGACUGAGAAGAAAAUGGGAAGGAAGCUUACACAUGGUACAGAAGGAUGCAAUUCAGCUUUUCUGUUAAUUGGUUCUUUGUUGAUAUUCACAAUAAUGUGCUUUAAAUUUUAAAACUUGAAUAAAACUUUGUUUGGCA
This is a messenger RNA of Syngnathus acus (greater pipefish), 6274 nucleotides long. It is a transcript of the gene dtx3, whose product is annotated as deltex E3 ubiquitin ligase 3. Lineage: Eukaryota; Metazoa; Chordata; Actinopteri; Syngnathiformes; Syngnathidae. The coding region runs from base 556 to 1659 and encodes 367 amino acids. The record is from RefSeq and is a predicted model, not a curated record. Gene Ontology annotation, biological process: Notch signaling pathway; protein ubiquitination. The transcript is spliced from 4 exons.